AUGCGUGUCUCCUGCUGCUGGAUUCCUCCUGCACGAAAGAGGCAGUGAAUUCUGGGUUUGAAGCUGGGAGUACCGGAAAUUGCUCUGCUUCCUCUCUUCAACUCUGCAGUGGCGGAAACUCAAGCACCAGAGGAGAGGUUCCGGGCUGGCCAGGGCUGGAGGCGGCGGAAUGGAGGCCGGGACCGAGGACCGGGGACUGACUCGCCGCCCGACCUUGGCCUCCUCCUGGGAUGCGCCGUGCGGGGCCCUGACACAGAGCCUCUUUCUCAGCCGGGGAGGUCUCGGCGCCGGGGAAUUCGACUGGGAGGAGCUGCUGGAGCCGCCUGCUCCCGGCCAGGAUCUGGUGGUUUUGCAGAGGAGCCUGAACAGCCAAGAUGAAAACCCCUGCUUCCUUUACCUGACAUGUGACCCUGAUGGAGGUGAAGAAAUGGUUUCUAUUGGCAUUUUAAGUUCAGCAAGAAAUAUGGAGGUGUACUCAGGAGAGGAGUACUGUGGAACUAGCAGGGGCAGGAAUGUUUGUGCUCUCCUGGAUGACAGUGAACAUGAGAUGAUUUUGUACAAAAAAUAUUUAAAAUUGGAGUCCCCCACACAUGCUUGUAAAGUAAAGUUGCUCUCCUUUGGUGAAAAGCAGUGUGUGUUCAUCGGUAAAGUUGUGGUACACGUGAGACCGGUUUCAGCAAGCUGUUUACCAGGCUGCCCUGCGCCAGGAUCAAGGAUAAACCUAGACAAGGUUCAAACCAUAGUGGAGUCCAUGGGGUCAAAGUUGUCACCUGGAGCUAAGCAGUUGAUGGAUAUGGUUAGGUUUCAGCAGCAGAACUAUAUUCCCUUUGGAGGGCAGCUUCAGUCCGUUUGGGGAAAUACUGGAUACAAGCAUAUAGCUGGACUACAAUCGUCAUCUACUUCAGGAGCUUCCACACCUUUUCCUUUUAGAACUGGGUUGACAUCUGGAAAAGCGACUGAAGACUUAAAAGCGUACAUUGAUAAAAAUACACAGCCACCUGAUGAAGGAAAUAUUACAAACCUCAACUCAUGUGGAAGUGUGCUGCAAAGCCGUGGUCUUCUUGAGGAUGAUCUUAAAACUUUAGUAUCCUCUUUCUUACCAAAGAAAGCAAGCGACAAUUCAAAUAUACCUAACUCUGAGUUGCUUCCUUUUCUUCAGAAUUUAUGUAGUCAAGUUAACCAUCUCCAUGUGGGAAAUAACCCUGAGUGGCAGGAAAAGAUUACCAAGCCUGGUGAAGGCAUUGUUGGUGUUGCAGUGGAAGAACAACCUGUUUGCUCUUACUUGGAAAAGAUUCUUUCUAAAAAUAUGGAAUUGAUGGAAAAGAACCUGAUGGACUAUGUUGAUCAGCGAAUAUGUAGACUCCAGGAGCACAUAGAUAAUAAGAUCGCUCUACUGGUGGACUCAGUGCAAAAUGCCAACUCUCUAUCUCCUGGGAUCCCUCUAAGACAAUAUGGUUCUGGAGAAAGACUUUCAAAUGGAGAAAGAUAAGUGCUCCCCAUAUAUACAUACUAGACUACAGAUAUUUAUUACAUAUAUGCACACCAAAGCCAAAACCCAGAAAGGUUUAUGGAAGGCAAGUGGCAAGUAUUUAAUGUCCUUUGAAGGAUCAUCAUCUUAACUGACCUCAGUGUUCAUUUUUACUGCACUCGGUACUGUAAAUCCAGUAUUGUACACUAAGAGUCAGCAUGCUCGGGUCAUAACUUAUUUUUGCUAGCAAUAUUUUUCAUUCUUGCAAGAAAUUUAUAUAAACGUCUGUGUUUGAAUGUUGAAAAUUUUUCAGGAUUUUGAUUGCUGUUCAUUAGUUUGUACUGUAUAUGUAUGUGACUGGAGUAUGUUUUAUUUAUACAAAGACUUCAUAGUUUUAUGAGUAUGUAAAAGAAUGCUUACGGUAUCUGAUAUUUUUGCUUUUUCUAGUUGGUUGUUCUUAGGAAAUUGGAGACUUAAGACUUAGAGCCUUUAAUUCAGAUCACCAACGUACGUUCUGUAUUGUUUAUCUCAGAGAAAUGAGUAGAUGCAAUGUCUGGCAUGUGUAAAGCUAGUUCACAUCGGUGCUGUUAAUGUAAUUUGUUCCAUCACAUUGUAGCAGUAGGUAAAAGAGCAAAACUCAGAGCUGGCGUCUUCCUUGUUAGGGUUAUUUUACCUUGGAUUUGGUGUUUGAUGUAAGAUAGCAGAGAUAGUCUUGGUUAUCACAGUACACUCAGAAAGUAUAAGGAAGUCUCUCCUUUAUGUUGGGACAGGUAUGUUUAAAGUAUGAAAGGGUGAGGGUCUAGGCAUGCACAUGAAGGAGAUUGCAGUUCUCUCAGGCUGACUUAAAUUUCAGAAGUUACAACUACUGUAUAUGUUUUAAAAGGUAAUAUAUUUGCAUCUAGAAAAUAAAUGCAUCUAUUCUGAAAACACUUGUAUUAAGUUAUAGACCUUUUUUCGCCUAAUAUUUGUUUAAAAUGUUUAUUUUAUGAAAAGGGGUGUAAAAAUAUUUUGGAGAACUUAGUUUUUUCAGAUGAGAGCUAACUUUUACGUUUGUUCAUUUCAGUCAUCUUGCAAAGGUGUUGUACUCUAUGAAACACUCUAAGCUCCGUGACAUGACGACUGGUAUCGUCACUUUUGUUGGGCCCUUCCUAAUUUAUUCAUAACAUAUGAAGCCAUGAGGCAGCAUUUCCUACAGCAUUCAGAAGAGACCUGUCUCACUUAUGACUGUACCCCUUAGUUAACAGUCCUGCAGCUUCAGGUAGUUGUGAUUUGUGCUUUGAUUUACAAAAUACCUCACUAUAAUUGUAAAUAGUAUGCAUAAACUAUAUUUUAUAAAAUGGCUAAAGUAGAUUUAAUAUCACAAUUAUAUGUGUGUACACAUAUAUACUAGAAAUUAUUCAGAUGAACUCUAAUUCUGAUCUUCUGUUUCUUAAAUUUUUCAGGGUAAUAAUCAUAUAUAUAGAUUUCAUAUACACAUAUGUACACAUGCUUUGUGUGUAUGUGUAAUCCGUAUACAUGAAAUUCUUAAUUCACAGAUACUGAUUUUCUGACAUAUUUAUAUAAUUGCUUGAUUAAAAUUAUUAGUACUCAGACAAUAUUUCUUGCGUUUGUUGAAACAGGAGAAGUGAACCACAGCGUUUACAAAAUCUCUAUGAAGUCUUUUUUUAUUUUUAAUCACUUUUCUCCACACACAACUCUGGAUGCUGGGUAGUUAAAUGUGCCCUCAGAGGCACACGCAUUUAAAGGGUACAAUUCAGUAGUUUUGGGUAUGUUCACAGAUACGUGCAACCUUCACCAGUAAAUGCUGAAACAAUUUCAUCACCUCCAAUAGAAACCCCUGUACCCUUGAGCUAUUGUCCAUCCUCCUGUGCCUCCCCCAGCAAACCCCUAGUAACCUCUAAUCUACUUUCUGUCACUAUGAAUUUGUCUAUUCUAAGUAUUUCAUGUAAGUGGAAUUGCGCAAUAUUUGCCAUUUUCUGUCUGACUUAGCCUAUUUUCAAGGCUCAUCCAUGCUGUCACGUGUAUCUGUACUUCAUUGCUUUUUAUAGUGAAUAGUAUUUCAUUGUACAGGUAUACCACACCUUGUUUAUCCGUUCAUCUGAGGAUAGACAUUGGGUGGUUUCCACCUGUGGCUGUUGUGAAUAACGCUUCUGUAAACAUCUGUGUACAAGUUCAUGUGUAGAUACAGUAUAUAUGUUUACAUUUUUCUUGGGUAAAAAAAAAUUUUUUUUUUUUAUACAGUGUAUCUGGGAGUAGAAUUGCUGAGUCAUAUCUAACUCUAUGUUUAAUAGUUUGAGGAACUACCAGAUGGUUUUCCAAAGCACCAGCCUGUCCUUUCUUACCCCUGUGGCAUCUUGGGCUGUUGCCUCCCGCAGGAGGUUCCUCCUCGCUGACUCCCAUCUCUGCCUUUCCAAAUCGUACCCAUUGUUCAAAGCCCAGCCCGAUGCUCCCUUCAGAAAUCCUUCUUGGGUCCCUCCCGUCCCUAGCUGGAAGUAGGAAGCUCGUGGACAAAGGCAGCAUGGAGAAAACAAUACUGAAGGUUCUUUUUAAGGAGAUGAGAACCAGCUCAGAUGGACUAAAGCACAGGACACAUGUCAGGCAGUGGUUAGAGAGGAGGCAGUUCUCACCGUGUGCUCCCCAGACAACCUUGUUUGUCAGAAUCACCUGCGGAGCUUGUUAGAAAUGAAGGUUCUACAGCCCCAACCCAGUUUUAGUGAGACAGACCAGAGGGAGGAAUGGUUCCUGAGUAGGCACUGCGAAAGAUCUCAGAGUUACUAUCAAACAGGCUGAAUCUUGGAGAGCCUCUGCUUUGAGCUUUAACACAGUCCAUCUGAACCCAAGGCAUCUGAUCAGCUGUAUCUGCCUCAGCUGGGAGAUUGUUAGAACUCAGGGCUUUGAACCAAUUCAUUCCGGUUCUACCCCCUGCUAAGAAUUUGCUUUUCCAUGCCAGGCGUACUGAAUCAGCAUCUACAUUUUAACAAGAUCCCCAGGUGAUUCUCAUGUAUACAUAUUACCCAGGGAUCUUGUUAAAAUGUAGAUACUGAUUCAGUAUAUCUGGGGCAGAAAUGUAAAUUCUCAGCAGGGGUCAAACCAGAAAGAACCUGUUAGAAAUGCAAAUUCACGGGCCCCACCCCAGUCUUUUAGGAGUCGCUGUGUCAUUCGCACCCCACUGUAGGUAAAGCAAACCUUAGCAUCUCCCCAGUUGCACUUUUCUUUCCUCACAUCACUGCCUCCUCAUCCCUGAUUGUAAUCUGUGGCUGGCAUUGGACAGGGCACCCCAGGAUUGUAAUUUCCUGCUCAUUUUGACAAAGUCUCUCCAGAUAUCCUCAGAAGACAUACUUCUAAGAUGACUUAAAAAAAAAAAUCCACAAGGGUUCAACCAACCUGAAGUGUCCUUCCACCUUAGUCACUUACCUGCUGGGUGACUUUGGACAAGUCAUUUAACCUUUCUUAACUUCAGUUUUCUGGUCUGUGAGAUGGUUUGUCAGUGGAGGCUUGCGUAUUGCUAUGAUGCUGACCAGGUUUCAGUGGAACUUCACACUAAGACAGACUACGAAGAAAAGUCGAAAGGUCUGAUGAGCCUGUGCCCAAACAUCAGCCAACAAAAACCUUAUGGAUCACAAUGGUCUGAUCUGAAACCUAUUAUGGGGAUGGCGAAGGAUCAGGCAGAGCUUUGUUGCAUCGUGUAUGGGGUUGCCAGGCGUUGGAGCAGACGCCACGGCAGCUAGCAGCAGUCCCCGAGGGUUGCUGAGAGGACCGACAGGCAGUUCUCGCGCAGCCCUGAGAGCUGCUGGAGUGUGGGGCAUGUUCUCGAGCUUGGCGCAGCCCUGAGAGCUGCUGGAGCGCGGAGCAUGUUCUCGAGCUUGGCUCCUACUCAGGGGAUUGCCAUCUAAUUGGUAUGGGAUGCCGUCUGGGCGUGAGGAAUUUUGAAAGCUCCUCAGCUGAGCCUAACGCACACAAAGUUUUAAGACCACUAGUUUCGUGGUCAGGAGCCUGGCGGCACAGUGGUUCAAGCACUCAGCUGCUAACGGAAAGGUCACUGGUUUGAACCCACACCACUCCAUGGGAGAAAGAUGGGACAGUCUGCUUCCACAGAGAUUACAGCCUUGGAAACCCUAUGGGGCAGUUCUACCCUAUCCUGUAGGGUCUCUAUGAGCUGGAAUGAACCCGACGGCAGUGGGUUGGGUUGGGGGAGUUUUGUGGUUUAAAGCUUGCUUCUGGAAUCAGACUAACUGCUCAAUUCCUGGUCCUUUUUCUUCUUAGCUGUGUGACGUUGGGCAAGCUUUCAGCCUCCCUGGUAUUUCCCCAUUCGUUAUUGCCUCCAUUAAUAAAGUGGGGGUAGCAACAAUGUUGCCUCCCUCUUAGGGUCUCUGUGAAGAUUAAAUAUCUGUAGGAGCCAGUUCCAGACACGUAGUCAUCUAUAGCCUGUCAGCCAUUAUCGUCGUCGUUGUAGUGGUUACGGCCACCUGCAGAAGCCGCUGAAUUCUGAACCCAUGGGCCCCCCAAUAUGGCUUGAGGGUUCAUCCAUCCUCAUUAGGAAAACAAAGUCUCUAUUUAGGAGAGUGGGAAAAGAUUCUGAUACUUUUGGUUUCUGCCUUCCUACUCUUUAAUGGUGGUUCUCAUUGAGGUGCUUGGCUGCAAACCAAAAAGUCCAAGAUUCCAACCAGGGCUUGGAUCCGGUUUGGACCCCUGCUAAGAAUUUGCAUUUCCACCCCAGAUACACUGAAUGAAUCUACAUUUAACAAGAUCCUCAGGUGAUUCUUACGUAUAAUAAAUAUUGAGAGGCACUGCUCUCAGAAUUAGCCCCUAACCAGCGGUUAUUAGCAUCACCUGAGACCUUACUAGAACUGCAAAUUCUUAGCAGGGAUUUGAACCAGAACUAACCGGUUCAAAGCCCUGGAGGAAAGUCUGCACACCCCAGUAGUGGGGCUCCACCCCCUGCAGGUGAUGCCUACACAGGCACACAGCCAGUCUGAAUGGUUUUUAGCUCUGCACCAAGUAAAAUCCAAAAACCAAACCUGUUGCUGUCAAGUUGAUGCUGCCCCAUAGGGCCUCCGAAGAGCAGCUGGUGGAUUUGAACUGCCAGCAUUUUGGUUAGCAGUGAAACGCUUAACCACUGCACCACCGGGACCCACACACAGAGUCAGCCACCAGUAAUUGGUUUCUUCCACUUAGAAUGCUUGGUAAGAAAAGUAUUAAUGAUUUCUCCUGUAAAAUUCCAAAAGGAGCAGACAGUAUUUGAGGAAUGAAGAAAGAUGGUUUUUAAAAAGAAGUUUUAACUAAGUUUAUACCAAAAAAAAAGAAACAUAGACUUUGUAAUAGAAACUGAUUUAUAAUUAAUAAUCCCCUCCACUCCUAAAGGAACACUCGUGCUUUUUUAUCCUUGGUCGAUGACUGAUGCCCUUACAAUGAGAGUCUUUUAAUUUUUACUCAUAAACAACUUAAACCUGCAGCUUUUACUCAUAAAUAACAUACACAGCAAUAUUUGUUUUAGAGAAAAACCAAGAAAGUAAAGACAAUUAACAAAAUUAAACCACCUACUCCCAUUCAAGGAGUCCUGGUGGUAUAGUGGUUAAGAGCUGGCUGCUAACCAAAAGGGCAGCAGUUCAAAUCUACCAGCUGAUCUUUGGAAACUAUGGGGCAGUUCUCCUCUGUCCUAUAGGGACUGACUCAACAGCACCUAACAACAACAACAAAAUCCCACUCACCCAUCUAAGCAUUAUGUAUAAGCUGAUGCAUGUACUUUGAGACCCUCUGCUUUGCUUUAUUAGUUCAUUCUCAUUCCAGAUUUUUUAAAUGCUCCUGUACUCUGUCCUAUAGGGUCGCUAUGAGUCGGAAUCUCCUCGACGGCCCUGGGUUUUCAUAUACAGGCUAUCCUCAUUACUAAUGGAUUCAGUAUCUGCAAAUUCUCCUAAAAGACAAAACAAACUCGUUGCCACUGAGUCGAUUCUGAUCAUAGCCACCCUUUGAACUGAGAAGGCCCUGCUUCCCAUACUCCUUCCAACAGUUUUGCUGAUCUCUGAGCUGCUAAAAAAAAACAAAAACCCAUUGCCACUGAGUUGAUUCUGACUCAUAGUGACCCUGUAGGACAGAGGAGAACCACCCCGUAGGGUUUUCAGGGAGCGUCUGGUGAAUUCAAACUGCCAACCUUUUGGUUAGCAGCCGUAGUUCUUAACCACUAUACCACCAGCCUUCUUGUUUCAGCUCUCAGGAUAUAAACAAGUGUCCAUUUCGUGGUCUAUUUAGUGCCAUGUUGUUGGUGAUUGCACCGUUUAAAGUGGCCCCCAAGUGUAGUGCUGAAGUGCUGUCUAGUGUUCCUAAGUGUAAGAAGGCUGACAUGUGCCUUCAUACGGAGACAAUACAUGUGUUACAUAGGCUUGGUUCAGGCAUGAGUUAUAGUACUGUUGGCCCUGUUGUUGUUGUUAGGUGCUGUCCAGUCGGUUCCAACUCAUAGCAACCCUAUGCACAACAGAACGAAACACUGCCCGGUCCUGAGCCAUCUUUACAAUCGUUGUUAUGCUUGAGCUCAUUGUUGCAGCCACUGUGUCAAUCCACGUCCUUGAGGGUCUUCCUCUUUUCCACUGACCCUGUACUCUGCCAAGCAUGAUGUCCUUCUCCAGGGACUGAUCCCUCCUGACAACAUGUCCAAAGUAUGUAAGACACAGUCUCGCCAUCCUUGCCUCUAAGGAGCAUUCUGGCUGUACUUAUUCUAAGACAGAUUUGUUCGUUCUUUUGGCAGUCCACGGUAUAUUCAAUAUUCUUUGCCAACACCACAAUUCAAAGGCGUUAACUCUUCUUCGGUCUUCCUUAUUCCUUGUGCAGCUUUCACAUGCAUAUGAUGUGAUUGAAAAUACCAUGGCUUGGGUCAGGCGCACCUUAGUCUUCAAGGUGACAUCUUUGCUCUUCAACACUUUGAAGAGGUCCUUUGCAGCAGGUUUACCCAGUGCAGUGCGUCUUUUGAUUUCUUGACUGCUGCUUCCAUGGCUGUUGAUUGUGGAUCCAAGUAAAAUGAAAUCCUUGACAACUUCAGUCUUUUCUCCACUUAUCAUGAUGUUGCUUAUUGGUCCAGUUGUGAGGAUUUUUGUUUUCUUUAUGCUGAGGUGUAAUCCAUACUGAAGGCUGUGGUCUUUGAUCUUCAUUAGUAAGUGCUUCAAGUCCUCUUCACUUUCAGCAAGCAAGGUUGUGUUAUCUGCAUAACACAGGUUGUUAAUGAGUCUUCCUCCAAUCCUGAUGCCCCGUUCUUCUUCGUACAAUCCAGCUUCUCAUAUUAUUUGCUCAGCAUACAGAUUGAAUAGGUAUGGUGAAAGAAUACAACCUUUCCUGACUUUAAACCAAUCAGUAUCCCCUUGUUCUGUCUGAACAACCGCCUCUUGAUCUGUGUAAAGGUUCCUCAUGAGCACAAUUAAGUGUUCUGGAAUUCCCAUUCUUCACAAUGUUAUCCAUAGUUUGUUAUGAUCCACACAGUCAAAUGCCUUUGCAUAGUCAAUAAAACACAGGUAAACAUCUUUCUGGUAUUCUCUGCUUUCAGCCAGGAUCCAUCUGAUAUCAGCAAUGAUAUCCCUGGUUCCACAUCCUCUUCUGAAACUGGCCUGAAUUUCUGGCAGUUCCCUGUCAAUAUACUGCUGCAGCCGCUUUUGAAUGAUCUUCAGCAGAAUUUUGCUUGCGUGUGAUAUUAAUGAUAUUGUUCUAUAAUUUCCACAUUCGGUUGGAUCACCUUCCUUGGGAAUAGGUAUAAAUAUGGAUCUCUUCCAGUC
Molecule: messenger RNA, 9222 nt
Organism: Loxodonta africana (African savanna elephant)
Lineage: Eukaryota; Metazoa; Chordata; Mammalia; Proboscidea; Elephantidae
Product: ATPase PAAT-like
Exons: 6
Coding region: 170-1489 (439 amino acids)
Source: RefSeq, a predicted model, not a curated record